Molecule: messenger RNA, 2151 nt
Organism: Fusarium pseudograminearum CS3096
Lineage: Eukaryota; Fungi; Ascomycota; Sordariomycetes; Hypocreales; Nectriaceae
Exons: 1
Coding region: 1-2151 (716 amino acids)
Cellular component (GO): nucleus
Molecular function (GO): exonuclease activity; nucleic acid binding
Source: RefSeq, a predicted model, not a curated record
AUGGGUAAGAAAUCAAAGAGAAAAGCCGCCCAACUCGUCGACAAAACCCUUACCGUCCUAGGAGCCGACCCAGUCCUCGACACCACCGAAAAGUCCUCCUCCAGCGAGCACAACGAUGUGGUUCAGCAGCCAGACAAGUUCGAAGAGGGUGUACCCGUGACAACCGCGGUCGCAAAACUCGAGACUGCUACUUCCACACAAAGCGAUAGCAGUCUCAAGCGCUCCAAGCCUCAUGAGGAUGACGACGAAGGAGAAUGGCAGGUCGUUUCGCGAGCUUCAAAGAAGCUCAAGAAGAUUCCCAAGCCAGGCAAGAAUUAUCCCACGAUUACCUUUUCGCCCAACGCGCGGCUCCAAUCAAAGAUCAACAUCACCCAAUUACGAGAUCUGGUAACUUAUAUCUUCGCCGACGGUUCUGGUCCCCAGUGGGUUGGCGUUACCCACCGUCCUGCCUUUCGAAAGAUUGUGGCUAUCAUGAUACCCGGUGUUGAGGAAGCUAUGUUCAAGCACACAGUCGACUUCGACAGGUACAACGAUAUUGCAAAGGGAAACAACACUAUUGCCACAUCGCCCGACGACUAUUAUCCCAGGGAGUUGAAGGAAGAGCGUUUACCAACAGCACUGCAGCCUUUCGCAAAAAUGUUUACACACUUGUGGCCUGUCAAGACUCCAGGCGAUGACCGUCAUGGAAAGAUGCAUUCACCGCUGGCCGCCUUUCUGACCGCCCCUGCUCCUAAGGAAAAGAGUGGGCAGAAGAAAGGUCCCAAGCCAGCAUUCGAGCCCCAAGGGUGGAAGAAUGAGAGGACAUCCAUCGCCGAGUUUCUUUGCACUGUCGACGACCUAAGUGACAAUGGCUAUCUAGUCCACCCAGCUAUGCUGGAAGGUGCCGCCAAAGACAAAUUCGUCCUUCCUCCUGGCUGGGUGAUCACCAAUGUAGAUAAGUUUGAAGACGGAGAACCCCCCAAGGGCGAGGUCCAAAAGGGUAGUGUUACGGCCGGACGAGACGUCUUGGCUCUGGAUUGCGAGAUGUGCAUGACAGGGGAAAACGAAUUCUCCUUGACGCGAAUCAGCGUAAUCGAUUGGGUCGGCGAAGUGGUACUUGACGAGCUUGUCAAGCCUGAUAAGCCCAUCAUUGACUAUGUCACCCAAUUUUCGGGCAUCACAGAAGAGAUGCUCGCACCUGUUACAACUACGCUACACGAUAUCCAGCAGAAGCUCCUCGAGUUGUUGACCCCCCGCACAAUCUUAAUAGGACACUCUCUAGAGUCAGACACCAAGGCUCUUCGCAUCUCCCAUCCUUUCAUCAUCGACACCUCCAUUAUCUACCCUCAUCCUCGCGGACCUCCUCUCAAGUCUUCUUUGAAAUGGCUCGCACAAAAAUACUUGUCCAAGGAAAUUCAAAAAGGCGGCGCAAACGGUCAUGACAGCAUUGAGGACGCCAAAACAUGCCUCGAUCUUGUUAAGCAAAAAUGUGAAAAGGGAAAAACCUGGGGCACAUCCGACUCCCAAGGAGAGAAUCUGUUCCGUCGUCUUGCACGGGCUGGAACCGCAUACAAGGCUCAAGGGGGCGCUGCGGGAGGCCUUGAAGUGGGCAAGACAAGCGCCGCUAUUGAUUGGGGUGACCCAUCCAAGGGCGCAGGAGCCGGCGCGACAUAUCAGCUUGGCUGCAAGAACGACGAGGAUGUGACCAACAAUGUGAUCCGUGCCGUGCAAGGAGACCCGGACGGCCUCGAAAUCCGUGGCGGCGGCGUCGACUUUGUUUGGGCGAGGAUGCGUGAGCUUGAGGCCCUCCAAGGCUGGUGGAACCGCAACCGCGUCGAAAACACAAACAGUGACGGCGGCCCCCCCGAAGAGUCCGAGGAAUCCUCAGGCAAAUCCCAGCUCGAGCAGGCGUUGGUCCGUUUCACAGAGCGCAUUCAACGCAUCUAUGAUGCCUUGCCGCCCUGCACGGCCUUCAUGCUGUACAGCGGUUCAGGCGACCCGCGCGAAAUGUCUCGCCUGCAGAAGGUGCACGCGCAGUGGCGCAAGGAGUACAAUACCCCUGGUAAGAACUGGAACGACCUCAGCGUCAAAUGGACAGACGUCGAGGACCAAGAGCUCAAGGAAGCGGCGAGAAGGGCCCGAUCAGGUAUUGGUUUUAUCACAGUGAAAUGA